AUGGGGGAUGACCCAACUUUGACCCGAUCCCAGGAGUUGAUUAAAGAGUUCAACUAUGAUCAACAGGAAGAUGUGGAAGGCUGUGUUGCACGCUGGUCCGAUCAGUUAGAAAAAGACCUGCAUAUGGACUACCGUGAAAUUGACUACGAAAGUCGUGAAAAGAUCAAGACUAAGGAUAAACAGACUCUGUCUAGAUGGAUUGUGGUUGCAGUGGACCUUGUUCGUCGGCAGAGUAGUCAGAUGUAUCUCUUGAAGGAGAUCAUCGAGUGCUUCAAGACGGAAGCACUAGCAGACAAAGAAAAGGUGAUCAGACUGCAGGGCCAGCUGCUGAUGCAGAAGGACGAACAACUACAGUUGCUUAAGACGUCUGUUGAGGAGACAGUCCAAACAACGGUGGAGUCAGGGAUUCAGAACUAUAGUGCAGCUGUUCAACAGAACAGUGCAAGUGGUACGGUCUGCAACAGUAAAAUCCUGAAGAAGGUGAUGAAGAGUGUGGCUGCAGAGGAUGACAGGAGCAAGAACCUGAUCGUGUUUGGGCUGAAAGAAGAGGAGGAAGAACAGCUUCCAGCGCUAGUUACCGCAAUUCUGAUGAAAACAGGGAGACUGAGGGAGACGCACAAAGAUGUAUGGAUAUGUCCAGACAGAUCCAGCGAAGAACGAGCAACAAGGAAGCAUCUGGUCACUGACCUGAAGAAGAAGAGGGCGGAACAGACUCAUCUCGACCACUACAUCCGGUACGGGAAGUACAGAUUGGAUCUUUUGGGGAUCACCGAGACUCACAUGCCUGGAUCUGGCACCACUCUACUGGACAAUGGCAGUCUACUCAUCCAUUCCGGUAGAGUCGACGGGAUCAAGAGACAGGGAGUCGGUCUCAGUCUUUCAAAACGAAUCAGAAACUCCCUGAUAUCGUUCACUCCCACAUCGGAGUGGGUUUUAACUGCUAGGCUGCAUAGUAAGCAAAUCAGCAUCUCUGUUGUUGUGGCCUAUGCUCCAACUGAGGGUGCAGAGGAGAGUGAGAAAGAUAAGUUUUAUAGGACACUCACAGAUACAUUUGAUGGGCUACCUCGUCACGAUAUCAAGUUACUGCUCGGCGAUUUUAAUGCAAAAGUAACAUCAGGCAAAUAUGGAAGUGAAGCGGUCAUCGGUGGGGAAUCACUCCAUAGCUCAUCAAAUGACAACGGGACAAGACUUGUGGAUUUCUGUGCGACGAACCAGCUUGUCAUCGGGGGAACUCUCUUCGAGCACAAGAACAUUCACAAAGGAACAUGGCGGUCCCCCAACGGGCUCACCGUCAAUCAGAUAGAUCAUAUCUGCAUUGGAAAGCGGUUUCGUCAGUCACUUUUUGAUGUUAGGGUAUGUCGCGGGGCAGACAUCGGCUCCGAUCAUUAUCUGGUUCUAGGACUGCUGAAAAUCAAACUUCAGUCAGUGACUAAGAUCAACGCCAACAGGCCCAAUGUGCCUGCCAUUGAGCGCCUGAGGGAUAGUAAUACGGUUACAGAGUACAAUGUGGCUCUUCAAAACCGAUUUGCAAGUCUGGAUAGUGAGGUCGACCUCGAGGAUAUGUGGCGUAAUCUCAGUCAGACCGUCACUGAUGUCUCACUGGAGGUACUAGGCAAAAGACCCCGGAAGGCAAAGGAGCAACACCUGUCACGGAAGACCAAGGAUUUAUUGAUUCAGCGGGCACAGUUUAAGCGCAAAGACCCAAACUCGGACGCUAACAGGUCAGAGUAUUCUAAACUUAAUAAGUUAGUCAAGAAAAGCAGCAAGCUAGACGACAAUAACUGGGCAGUUAGAGUAGCUACUGAUCUUGAGGAAGCAGCGAGCAAAGGUCAGCAGCGUGAAGUAUGGGCAAAGAUCAAGAAGAUCUCUGGUAAGAACAAGAAGCCUCAAGCAUCUUGUGUCCGGGACAAGAACGGUAGGAAGAUCGCGGAUCCCCAACAGCAGAGGGAUAGGUGGAAGGAGCACUUUACUGAACUUCUGAACCCUCCAUUAUCAAGUGUUGACCUUGCCGACCUUGAUACAGUACCACCCCAACCCCACUUUAACUCUCUCUCUUGUUCGGAUGGACCACCCACCAGAGACGAGAUUAGUUAUUCCCUGACAAAGCUUAAGAACAACAAAAGCCCAGGAGUGGACGGGAUAACUAACGAGCAACUGAAGGUGCGAGUGCUCUAG
Messenger RNA from Bolinopsis microptera, 2175 nucleotides. RefSeq lists its product as uncharacterized. The transcript is spliced from 3 exons. Gene Ontology annotation, cellular component: nucleus. Lineage: Eukaryota; Metazoa; Ctenophora; Tentaculata; Lobata; Bolinopsidae. The record is from RefSeq and is a predicted model, not a curated record. The coding region runs from base 1 to 2175 and encodes 724 amino acids. Gene Ontology annotation, biological process: chromatin remodeling.